AUGAGGACAGCUCAAACUGAAAAUACUUAGUAGCAUACUUAUCUAACCUUUAGUCAAGAGCCAUCAAUGAUGAAUACUCCUAUUGAACUUAUAGAAGAUGAUAUAUACAGUGAAAUAAUACCAUAGUUUUAGGUGGAUACGACAAACAAUACUUUCAAUAAUACUCGGGUAAUUGAAGAGAAAAAGUAAAGAAGGAUGGAAAAACAAAAUAAAAUUGAGGAUUUCUUCAAUAACCUCUUAAGUAAAGCAUCAUCGUUAUUAAAGUUAAUUAGAAAGGGAGACUGCUUCUUCGUAAAUGAAAAGACAAAAAUCAAAUUUGCAGCUACCAUCUGA
Stylonychia lemnae is the source of this 333-nucleotide messenger RNA. The record is from the annotation of a GenBank genome assembly. Lineage: Eukaryota; Ciliophora; Spirotrichea; Sporadotrichida; Oxytrichidae.